GAGAGUCGUGUGGUUUUCUUCCACCCAUGGACGUUGGCUCUGUGAUGGUCCUUCUCUAAAGCUAUUCCACCACCACCACUGUUCUUGUAUUUCUUCUGCAUCUCUUGAGCCUCGGUUCUUCGAGACAGAGAGAGAAAAUAACCCAAGCUCACAGGUGACAUGGGGUUCUUCGCUCCAGUAGCACCUCCAUUUGUUCAUGGCUUGACAGGGGAGCAUGAGAACCACGGCAAGGUGGAAGAAGAUGACCAACGACAGCACAAGCUCUGUGCUAGGGGCCACUGGAGGCCAGCCGAGGACGCCAAGCUCAAGGAGCUCGUCUCCCAACAUGGCCCUCAACACUGGAACCUGAUCGCUGAGAAGAUAGCAGGAAGAACAGGGAAGAGCUGCCGGCUGAGGUGGUUCAACCAGCUGGAUCCAAGGAUCAACAAGAAGGCAUUCAGUGAGGAAGAAGAGGAGAGGCUGUUCGUUGCCCACAGGCUUUACGGCAACAGAUGGGCGCUGAUCGCCAGAAUCUUCCCUGGCAGGACCGACAAUGCGGUCAAGAACCAUUGGCAUGUGACCAUGGCCAGGAAGCAGAGGGAGCAGUGCAGUUGUGCUUACAGGAGGCGGCGGAAGCCAUUCCUCUCCUCCGCCCGCUCUCCCCCAUCUCAGCACUCCCUCCCCAACGUUGCAUGCAGUGGUGAGUCGACCAUCACCAGCACCAGAGAUGAGUCUGCUUCCGCUCGCGCAGACCUUUCCCUCGGUUCCUUCACCAGCAGCACUGGUCCUUCCAAUGGCAUGCUCAAUGGAUCUGAUGAAAGACUGGUGUCGGCAAACGACGGAUUCUGUGACAAGUUGGGUAAUUCUGGUGGUGGCUUUCUCCCUCAUGUCAAUCCUAUGCUGAUGCCGGUUCCUGGGUUUGGUCAGUCCGGCUGCACCUGUUCAACUCCAAGGGCCUCGGCAGCAGCUGAGCCACCAGCUUCCCACAAGACCUUGCCUCACGGUAAAACAGAUCAUGGAAGGAAGAACACUGAGUUGCCCUUUUUUGAUUUCCUAGGCGUGGGAGCAAGAUAAGGGUUCCAACACCCAAAGAAAGAGAGGUAGAGGUGAAGGUGACGUAGUUUCUGUCCAUUAAUGUAGCAGCCACAAAGCAUGUUGCGGAAGAACUUUGAUCCUGCGUUGUCUAUCCUUCUCAAGGUUGUCAAUAACCCGCAAGCUCUGAUCUCAACCUGUAGAUCAAACGAAAUGAGAUGAUGCUUCAUCCUAUAUAUGUACGGAGACUACGUGUAGAAAAAAGAAUCAUAAAAGACUUCAUCCA
This is a messenger RNA of Musa acuminata subsp. malaccensis (wild Malaysian banana), 1297 nucleotides long. RefSeq names its product transcription factor CSA. NCBI's taxonomy places the organism in Eukaryota, Viridiplantae, Streptophyta, Magnoliopsida, Zingiberales, Musaceae. Gene Ontology annotation, cellular component: nucleus. Gene Ontology annotation, biological process: regulation of DNA-templated transcription. The record is from RefSeq and is a predicted model, not a curated record. Gene Ontology annotation, molecular function: RNA polymerase II cis-regulatory region sequence-specific DNA binding; DNA-binding transcription factor activity, RNA polymerase II-specific.